Molecule: messenger RNA, 2811 nt
Organism: Scheffersomyces coipomensis
Lineage: Eukaryota; Fungi; Ascomycota; Pichiomycetes; Serinales; Debaryomycetaceae
Gene: EPL1
Product: Epl1p
Exons: 2
Coding region: 1-2811 (936 amino acids)
Biological process (GO): regulation of transcription by RNA polymerase II
Cellular component (GO): NuA4 histone acetyltransferase complex; piccolo histone acetyltransferase complex
Source: RefSeq, a predicted model, not a curated record
AUGGCAAUACUACCGGCAAAAAACUCUGGUAAAGCAAAACAACAUGCUUCUGGAGCAAGGUUUCGUCAACGGAAAAUUUCUGUUAAACAACCUUUAACUAUUCAUAAACAAAAGGAUUUACCGGCCUAUGAUCUCAAUAAUAAUGAAUUGGAACCAAGUCAAGUUAAUCAUUUAAGUGCAACUGGUAAUACUCAACAACGAGAUUUACAUUCCAUUGAAACUGGAGUUGAUAAAAAUGAAGAAGAUGAAGUUCAUUUACAACAAGUUAUAAAUGCAGCUCAACGAGCUUUAUUAGGUUCAAAACUGGAUGAAAAUCCUAAAAAUAAAAAGGAAUCAUCAUCAAAUAAUAAUAAUAAUGAUAAAGCCAAUACCAAUAAUAAUGAUUCAGGAAUUUCCUCAUCUGUAUAUAUUCCAACUCCUGAUGCAUCUAAAUUAUGGCCUGAGGCUCAUAAAUAUUAUAAUGAUCAAUCAUUUCAAGAACCAGAUUCUUAUAUAAAAUUCAGUGCAACUGUGGAAGAUACCAUUGGGGUUGAAUAUAAUAUGGAUGAAGAAGAUGAAGAAUUUCUUACUAAUAUAUUAGAUAAAGAAUAUCCAAAACCUCCUACCACUAAUAAGAAAUCAAAAAAUAAUGAAGAAAAUUUACGAAAAUGUUCUGAAUUAGAAUUUGAAAUAAUUUGUGAUAAAUUAGAAAAAACAAUUGAAGAACGUCAACCAUUUCUUUCUAUGGAUCCAACCAAUAUUUUAUCUUAUGAAGAAUUAUCAUCAUAUAUAAUAGAUGAAUAUAACAAUUCUACCAAAUUAAAUAAUCCUUAUGUUCAAUCAGCAGGAGGUAAUAUCAAAUAUAUAUCAACAACCGUUUUAAAAGAACGAUUGUCCAAAGAAAUCAAUUAUGAUCCAUAUGUUACUAUAUUUGAUAAAGAUAGUAAUCCAAAUUCAAAAUCAACUACAUCUGUUCGUUCCAUAUCAAAAUUAUUUGAAUUAUUUGGUCAACCAAUUUAUGAUCAUUGGAAAGCUCGAAAAAUUGAAAGAAAAGGUAAAUCAAUUCAUCCAGUAUUAAAGUUUGAAGAUCCAAGUGCCAAUGAAAAAGAUAAUGAUAAUGAUCCUUACAUUUGUUUCAGACGUCGUGAAUUUAGACAAGCUCGUAAAACAAGAAGAGCUGAUACUCUAGGAGCUGAAAGAAUAAGAUUAUUACAAAAAUCAUUACAUCAAGCUAGAAGUUUGAUACUUGGAAUUGCUCAACGUGAAAUUUUAAAAUAUCAAAACUUUGAAAUUGAAAAUACAAUUUUCAAAUUACGUAGUGAAGGUAAGACUUUGAAACGUAUUGUUGGUGUUAGAGGUGAUGAUUACUUGUAUUAUCCACAUAAGAGAAAGAAGGUUAUUAAACCAAAGGAAGAAGAUGAAGAAACUAAAGAAGCUAAGGCUAAGAAACUUGAUAGAAAGAAAGUUGAUUCUCGUGAAUCUUCAGCUGCUGCCAUGCCAGGUACUGCUACCAUUGGAACCAAUGCAGUUGUCAAAGACAAGAAUGGUCAUGUUCAUCAACAAACCCAACAAGAGGCUUCUGCAUCAUCAUCAUCAACUCAACCAUAUGUUAAAUUACCUCCAUCUAAGAUUCCUGAUAUGGAACUUGUUACAGUGUCAUUAGUAUUACGUGAAAAGAAUGAAACCAUCAAACGUGCUGUAUUGGAAAAAUUACGCAAGAGAAAAGAGCAAGACAAGGGUUAUGUCAAUUUCACUGAUGAUCCUCAAGAACCUUCAUUUAAUAUAUCAACUAAUCCUAAUGUUAAAGAAUUGAGUCAUAUCCCAUAUUCAUCAAUUGCUGCCGCUAACUUACAUCAAAUUAAUACUUCUAAUUACAUAAGUGAGAAUUUAAAGAAGUUAAUAGAAGAAGGUAAAAAACCAUUACCAGGUAUUAAAACUUUCAGAGGUUCAAACGGUGAAUUGAUUCCAUCAAAAGCUUUCCCUCAUAUUCUGUCUUUAUUGCAAGAUAAGAUCAAUAAAAGUAAAUUGAAUUCAAUAAGUUAUAUUGCUCAAUUAUUAAAUAACAUCGAUGCUAAUAAUUUUAGUGCUUAUAAUAGUGGAUAUACUCAUCAAUUCAAGAAACAAAAUCCUCAUGAAUUUGAGGAAGAGGCUAAAUUUUCAGAACCAAUUUUCAGAUUAAGGAAGAGAGUUAAUAGAGUUGGACAAACUUUUGUUGAUAGACGAGGUUUGAUUCAGCGUCCUGAUGAUGAAAUUGAUGAAUUCUUGAAAUUUAGUGAUGAUGAGGAGGAAAAUAUUGAAAAUGAAACUUCUAAAAAGACUGAUGAUACUGCUAAGGUUUUAAAUGUUUAUGAUAAUAAAAUUGAUGCCAUAACAAGAUUAGAUUCUAAUUGGAAAUUUGAUAGUGAUUUGUCUGAAGUUCAAAGAGGUGUUCUUGAUCCUUUCAGUAUGGAUCCUUCAAAACUUAAUUCUAUUAGUGAUGAUACUCAAUCGAUUAGAUUUGGUUCCAUGUUGUUAUCAAAGUCACUCCAACAACAACAACAACAACAACAAUUGCAACAACAGCAACAGAUGCAACAACUCCAACAACAGCAGCAACAACAACAACAGUUUCAAAAUCAACAACAACAAUUAGUUCAACAAGGUCUUGGUGCUAAUGCAAAGAAUCAAGUACCAGGAUCGAAUAUUAAUAGAAACUUGGCUACCCCUGGGUCAGUUAAAAAGAGAACAUUGUCUCAAACUCCAAGAAGUAAUGGUGAUGUAGGUAAUUCUCAAAAAUCACUGAUAUCAGGUUCUCCUAAAGCUCCUCAAAAGGUGUUGAAUUCACCUCAAUAA